Messenger RNA from Sycon ciliatum, 1533 nucleotides. RefSeq names its product dTDP-D-glucose 4,6-dehydratase-like. The transcript is spliced from 12 exons. The record is from RefSeq and is a predicted model, not a curated record. Bases 297 to 1301 code for a protein of 334 amino acids. Lineage: Eukaryota; Metazoa; Porifera; Calcarea; Leucosolenida; Sycettidae. Gene Ontology annotation, biological process: nucleotide-sugar metabolic process. Gene Ontology annotation, molecular function: dTDP-glucose 4,6-dehydratase activity.
UAUUCCAUUUCUAUCUUUUUGAAAGGGGGAAAUGGGUCUUUGAUUGUUUCGUCUGCAAUACUAGUAACUAACUUGUUUUCAGCCUAGCUUCUCGAGCUUCUUACUGUCUUAGGUUGGAAGUCCUUUACCUACUAUUACUCAACGCACAUCUUCGUAAGAGGUCUUUGAGCUUCCAUCUCGAAAUUAUAAUUUAAUUUGAACAGCAAAACUUCGCGAUGCCUCUGGGGUAGAUUGUUGUCUUGGCCCAAAGACACGGCUAUCUAGCAUUGGAUUCAGUCAGCUUGUGAAGAAAUGGGAUGGAGAACGAGACGCCUUCGUACUAUUUAGUUACCGGUGGAGCUGGUUUCAUAGCAUCUCAUUUGUCGGUAGAGUUGGUGAGACGUGGCCAUAAAGUCGUAGUUCUUGACGUUCUUGACUACUGCUCUUCUCUUGCAAACUUGAAAGAGGUUGAAGCAUCUUCAAAUUUCACCUUUAUCAAGGGUGACAUAUGUGAUGAGGAGCUUGUGCGUAUGCUAUUCUCCAAGUAUUCUAUAGGGGCUGUAUUGCACUUCGCUGCUUUGACUCAUGUGGACAAUUCAUUCGGUCAUGCAGAGGAGUUCCAGCAUGUCAACGUUCAUGGCACGCGUGUCCUACUUGAAGCAGCUCGUGCAGCUGGCAUAGACCUGUUCUUGCAUGCCAGUACUGAUGAAGUGUAUGGUAGCAAGGAAACUUGUAGCAAUGAAUUGUCAGAUUGCUCACCCACCAAUCCCUACUCAGUGUCCAAAUUAGCAGCAGAAGAUGCCGUCUUGUCUUACUGGCAAGAUUACAAGCUCCCUGUGAUCAUCACUCGCAGCAACAAUGCUUACGGCCCGCACCAAUACCCCGAGAAGGUUAUUCCAAAGUUCAUCUGUCGACUUCAGAAGAAGCAGGCCUGCUGUAUUCAUGGAUCUGGCAUGCAGAAAAGGAAUUUCCUUUAUGUGACUGACCUGGUAGAAGCUGUGAUCAUUUUGCUGGAGAAAGGUUGCCAUGGGCAGGUCUACAAUAUUGGAUCAGAGCUGCAGAUGUCCAUUGCUGGGCUGGCUGAGGAUCUUGUGCGGCGAGUUGUUGGUGAUUCUGUUCAUCGCGCCGACCACAUCUCGUUUGUCACCGACAGGUGUGUGAAUGAUGUUGGUUACCCGAUGGACUCAUCCAAGCUGUUAUCGCUUGGCUGGAGGCCGCGCACAACCUGGAAUGACGGCAUCGAUCACACAAUUUCUUGGUAUGCAGCAAACUUCCAGAACUGGACAACAACCGAUUCAGCGCUAUCACCGCAUCCCAGCUGACACAAUGCUUCCAUCAACUAGUAUUUAUUUGACGUUUCAUGUUCAGUUUUAUGAAAAUGUAUUUUUAUGCUUUCCAUGGUUUAGGGAGAUUUUCAAUGUUUUAAAGUCAGAAUUAUUUUUAUACUCUCAAGUAGUCAACAUGGCAGCAGGCUUAGCCAAUUCUAUCUGCCCGUUGUCCCUGGUGCAAAUGCGCUUCUUCAUAGUCCUCCGGUAAAUGACGGCUGUUGAUGAA